Messenger RNA from Nasonia vitripennis (jewel wasp), 318 nucleotides. Its product is annotated as peritrophin-1-like. NCBI's taxonomy places the organism in Eukaryota, Metazoa, Arthropoda, Insecta, Hymenoptera, Pteromalidae. The transcript has 2 exons. Gene Ontology annotation, molecular function: chitin binding. The coding region runs from base 1 to 318 and encodes 105 amino acids. The record is from RefSeq and is a predicted model, not a curated record. Gene Ontology annotation, cellular component: extracellular region.
AUGAAAGUGCUCGUCGCUCUGACCAUCUUCGGCUUCGCCGCUCUGGCCUACGCCGCGGUAGUACCUGCCGACAUCGAGUACAUGGAAGUCGAAACCUUGGCCAAGCCCAAAUGUCCACCAAGUCCAGCUGGAAAAAUCAUCGUGUUGCCGAACCCAAGUAACUGCACGACCUACUACCAGUGCUCGGGAGGAUUUGCUUGGGAGAUGCCCUGCCCCACAGGUCUGCACUGGAACGCCAAGGCCAAGACCUGCGACUGGCCCGAAGGUGCCUGCUGCGAUCCUGCUUACGACCCAGAGGGAAAAUGCAAGAAAUAUUGA